This is a messenger RNA of Pogoniulus pusillus (Red-fronted tinkerbird), 2266 nucleotides long. It is a transcript of the gene JAM3, whose product is annotated as junctional adhesion molecule 3. Lineage: Eukaryota; Metazoa; Chordata; Aves; Piciformes; Lybiidae. Gene Ontology annotation, molecular function: cell-cell adhesion mediator activity; protein homodimerization activity; protein heterodimerization activity. Gene Ontology annotation, cellular component: protein complex involved in cell adhesion; plasma membrane; cell-cell contact zone. The record is from RefSeq and is a predicted model, not a curated record. Gene Ontology annotation, biological process: cell migration; cell-cell adhesion.
AUGGGUUUCCCGAGGAGCAAGGAGCUCAUUCUGCUGCGUGAGCAAGCGGCGGUUAGCUGCUCGGUGCUGAUGGAGUCAUCUCUGUGCUGGACCUCACAUUUGGAAGGGAUCCUGUUUGGCUGCUCCGACAGUUUGACUCAGCUGUUCCCAGCCGGCCGCAGGUGCGCCGUGCCAGUGAGCUGCUCUGCGGAGGGGAGCCGCGGGUCCGGCGGCGAGAGGCGGCAGCAGGCGCUGCGGGAGAGGCUCGGGAGUGGCUGGCAAGCUGUGCUGUCAGUGCUGCCUUGGCACUGGUGUGCCAUCCCCCCGAGGCUGCUGGGGAGGGGCAGUGGAGCCGGACUCAAACGCCUAUUGCCUGUCCUUCGGCCGGGCACAGAGCCAGGAGAGAGGCUCUGGCAGCAUCUGCUGCAGGGGGCAGAUGUUCGGGGACGCAGGCUCACCGCCGAGCGCUGCCCUUCCAGGGGGCCUCAGAGGUUAAGUGCCCAUGUGUUGGAAUGUGUGCCGAAGGCCAAGGGGGGCUCCUGGGAUUGCUGCUGGGCUUGGGGAAGCUUUCUGGAAGGUGCUCUUGCCACUGGGACCAGCCCCUGUGCAGCAUCUGUGGGUUGUCCAGGCUGCAGGCUCUUGGCUGUGGAGCUGACAUCCAGCAACACCAAACCUGUGGUGCAGGAAUUCCAGAGUGUUGAGCUCUCCUGCAUCAUUAAAUCACACUGUAACACCAGAUCCCAGGAUGGAGUGAAGAAGAUCCAAGAUGGAGAAACCUCUUAUGUGUUCUUGACAAUAAAAUGCGGGAGACUUUGAACUCGUGCAGAAAUCCUGAGCAGGACCUCACUGGUGAUUAAGAACACCACCAGGAUGGACACCGCCACGUACCGCUGCGAGUGGCUGCCCCCUGCUGACACCAAAACCAUCGACGAGAUCAACAUCCAGCUGACAGUCCAAGUGAAGCCAAUGACUCUAGGUGCACUGAUGCCCAAAGCUGUGCCCGUUGGCAAGACAGCCCUCUCUGCACUGCCACGAGAGCGAGGGGUACCCAGGCCCACCUACAGCUGGUACCGCAACAGCGAGCCCUUACCGCCGGACACCAAGUCCAAGCACCACAAUUCCUCCUACACCUUGAACCCCAGCACAGGCACUCUGGUGUUCCAUGCCGUGCACAAAGGGGACACAGGUCGCUACUCCUGCAUAGCCACCAACGAUGCUGGCUUUGCCAAGUGUGAGGAGCAGGAGAUGGAAGUCUAUGACCUCAAUAUUGGUGGAUCAUUGGUGGAGUCCCUGGUGGUCCUGGCAGUUUUGGUGCUCAUCACUCUUGGGAUCUGCUGUGCCUACAGGAGAGGUUACUUUGCAAACAGCAAAGAGAGUGGGGAAAGCUACAAGACUCCAGCAAAGCCUGAUGGUGUUAACUAUAUCCGGACAGAUGAUGAGGGCGACUUCAGACACAAGUCUUCAUUUGUUAUCUAAGACUCCAAAGGAAUCCUGCAAACCAGCAAAAUCAAGUGUGAAAAUACCUCCUCCAGGAACUCAAAGCAAGAGCAAAGGAUGAAAGUGCUUGGAAGCGUUUGGAGCACACAGACCACUCGACAGCUCUGGCUCUUUUGUUUUACUUUGCCAAAGUUUCAAGUAACUCCUCACUGCCCAACUUUGCAUCUCCCCUGCCUCCUGGAGACAGCACAGGAUCACCUAAACCUCUCCUUGGACUAAAGCAGCAAUUUAAUACUCCCCAAGAGGCUGUGCUGUGGAAGUCUGUGGACUUUGCCUUCUCUUUGUGCUGCAGGGACAUGGCCAUGACACGCAAGGCUGCCAGUGGAGCAGCGCCAGGCAAAGGCGCGGCAGAUGGCCAGCAGAUGUUACAGAUGUUUUCAGCAGUGGUAGAUAUUACCAGCAGGCAGAACCCCACAGGUGCUGAUACAGCUCUAGGUGGACUUCAAGGAGUGAGAUUGAGCUGAGGGAGUCUUCCUCUCAGCAGCUUGGUGCCCAGGCCUGGCUGGUGACUUUUUACACAUUUGUGAUUGUCUUUGCUCUUUUGACCUUGCUGCUGUGCAUUAAAAGAAAGGUGGGGGGGACCUGGGUGGCCACACAACUAAACCUUCUCAGCCCUUUGCCAUAAACCUUACCCAAACCUGGCUGCUGCUUCACCUAACCUGACCCCCAGGCAGCAGCAGGCUUCUGUCCACUGCUUCAUUGCGUGCAGGUAACCCCACUCUAAUCUGCAGAAAGCCAGCCUUGGCCUCCUGCAGGCUUAGCAAGAGGCUUUUGAGGGGGGGGGGGGGAG